AUUUUUCUUUCUGAGUCAGAUGUGAUUUCUUUCGACCAUUUAAUUUUGUACAGACGACUCAAGAAGUACAACAAUCAAAUGUACUGUCCCUUAUUUUUAGGUUCUUGUCUGAAAGAUCUGUAUGUAACCACGAUUACAUCACUGACCAACCUUUUGCCGCAAUCAGAAGACAAUACAUGGCUAAAGGCAAACGUGUUCCUCAUCGUCACGAGCUUGUCGACCAUUGUCAUCUUUCUCCUUUCAGUUGGAGGAAAAAUUAUACAUUACAAAAACUCGAAAAGAAAGUCACAUGAAAAUCCUGUGACAUACCAAGAGAUGGGUACAAUACGCGCACACAACGACUAUAGUCAAACCCCAGCAGCCAGUCAUCUCGAACUUCAUCCUUCUCCAAUACCGUUUGACGAUGUCGUCGGAGAUGACUGGUACGCCAAAGCUUCGAAGACGACGGCCUAAACCAUGGUCCUCGACCUUCUGAUCCUUUGGGUCUGUAGGACAACAUUUGCCAGGCACCUGCUGCUGCUUCGCAAUCUGUCUAUUCGGGUUAUAGGGGAGAUGAGUAAACAAAUAUUGUUCAUAGAAUUAAGUCGGAGCUCGAAACAUUUACAAACCUCUCAUUUAGCAAUCUUACUGUGUUUUCUUCUUUACACAUGAUCUGACUUCCAAGGUAAAGCAUUGUCAUAAUGUAUCAUAUUAAAAUAUUAAAACAUGUAACACAUACUUUCAAUAGAAAAAUACCUGCGUUCUUUUAUGAAACUGAAAAUCUCUCAAAUGCAGUUUUAAACAAGCCAUAUAACUAAGAGUAUACUAAUGCAGUAUUAGGUGUACACUGAAAUGUUUUUCCUGUUCUUUC
Molecule: messenger RNA, 850 nt
Organism: Pomacea canaliculata
Lineage: Eukaryota; Metazoa; Mollusca; Gastropoda; Architaenioglossa; Ampullariidae
Exons: 4
Coding region: 79-453 (124 amino acids)
Source: RefSeq, a predicted model, not a curated record